Messenger RNA from Closterium sp. NIES-65, 3939 nucleotides. Lineage: Eukaryota; Viridiplantae; Streptophyta; Zygnematophyceae; Desmidiales; Closteriaceae. The record is from the annotation of a GenBank genome assembly.
AUGUUCAUCGACAUCGUCGCUGACUCGCUUGCUGCAGACCUCGUCCGUACCGUUUCCCGUUUCAUGCGGCAUCACAAAGAGUAUGACGAAGCCGUCCGGCGAGUGCUGACGAACCCCUUUGAUCCGGACGAAUCUAUUCUGCCGAAUCCGCGCUCUCCGCUCCUCCCGGAACACCUGUCGCUGCGCCACGACGCGCAACAACCGCCUUUGAUCGUGUCCAGACUCGGAGUCGACUCUGCUGUUGUCACCGCGCCUAAUACUCCCACCGCCGCAAGCCCCGCCGUUGCUCCGGCCGAGGGGAACGGUACAAGCGCGGCCGCUGCGGCGGCGGCGUGUUUUGCGGGGAUAAGCACGAAAUCUGAUUCGGCGGAACCCGUAGUGGUUGCGGAACCUGCAGAGCUUGCAGAACCCGCAGUGGUUGCGGAACCUGCAGAGCUUGCGGGUGCGGAACCCGCAGUGCUCGCGGAGCCUGCGCCGCGGAAGAACGCGCCGGGGAUGCAGUUCCAGGUGGUGCCGCAUGGCGCGCGCCCCCUGGCGACGGCGGAGGCGCUGUGCGCAAUGACGCGCGCGGAGCUGGUGGCGGAACUGCGGAGCCUGCAGGCGGACCACGAGAAGUACCGGCAGGAAGUGGCGUUCCAAAAGGAUCUGCUGGCGUCGGUGGGGCAGUCCGUCAUCUGCACGGACCUCGCAGGCACCAUCACCUACUGGAACAAGGCAGCGGAGGCGAUGUACGGGUGGCGGGAGGAGGAGGCGGUGGGGCGGAGCAUAAUCGAGGUCACCCCCGCCGACACCACGGUGCAGCAGGCGGGGGAGAUCUUCGCCGCGCUCACCCGCGGGGACGUGUGGCGCGGCGAGUUCCUCGUGCGGCGCCGCGAUGGCUCGCCCUUCCACGCCAUGGUCACCGACACUCCCAUCCUCGACUCCGAAGGGAAACUCGUCGGCGUGAUCGGCGUCUCAGCCGACAUAAGUGACCUGAAGCGCAAAGAAGGGGAGAUUCGCGCGCUGAAUGCGGCCUUGGAGCAGCGUGUGGAGGAGAGAACGGAGCAGCUGAUGCGGUCCAAUGAGGCGCUGAAAUCGGAGAUUGAGCAGCACCUAAGAGCGCAGGACCACCUGCGGCGCUGCAUCCGGGACCUGGAGUUGUCGCGGGAUAAGAUCUCGCAGCAGUCGACCGCGCUGGAGCGGCUGGUGGGCCAGCUGAGAGAGGCACGCGUGGAGGCCGAGUCGGCGAAUCGGCUCAAGAGCCGGUUCCUGGCGUCCAUGAGCCAUGAGAUCCGCACUCCCAUGAAUGGGGUUCUUGGUGAGUGGGAGGGUGCUCUGCAUGACACGCCUGCUGUUAUCAACGCCGCUACAGGAGGAGCAGAGGCAGUUGGUGGACACCAUCCGGAGCAGCGGGGAUGCACUGCUCACCAUCCUCAACGUGCCCUGCCUGUUGCCCCUGUCUGCUCUGUGCCACCCGUGCUCUCUUCUGAACCAGGCAUGACACGGCUGCUGCUAUCGACACCACUACAGGAGGAGCAGAGGCAGUUUGUGGACACCAUCCGGAGCAGCGGGGAUGCACUGCUCACCAUCCUCAACGACAUCCUCGACCUCUCCAAGAUCGAGGCGGGGGAGCUGGAGCUCGAGCACCGCGACUUUGACCUCUGCCGCUGCCUCGAGGACGCCGUCUCCCUGCUUGCUAUCCGAGCCAUGGAAAAAGGUGUGGCUGUGGUGAGCUUUGUGGAGCCCAAUGUGCCCCGGGUGGUCAGAAGCGACUCCGCGAGACUCAGACAGAUUCUUGUGAACCUGAUAUCGAACGCCAUUAAGUUCACAGAGAGGGGCGAGGUGGAGGUCACUGUCUCUGCCACCCGGCUGCCUGGGAGCUCCGAGCAGCACAUGCCAGAGCUGCUGAAAGAGACUGCGAAGCAACAAACAGAUGGAGGCAGGGGAGACAUGCGCAUGGAAGGCAGCAGGGGAGGCAUGCAGGAGGAAGAACAAGAAGAGGAUGAGGCAAAGGAGGAGGGACUUGGUGGUACGAGCAAGGGCGGAGAUAUGCGUCCUGGGGAUGGGAGUGGGGAUUCUGCACACAGUGGUUUUGCAGUGUGGGGCAAGGCGCUGAGUAGCAGGAGGAGGUGGAGAGGGGAGGAGACGCAGGGCAUGGAGAGGCAUGGCGUGCACUGCAUUGCAGUGAGUGUGCGGGACACUGGAAUCGGCAUUCCCAAGGAGCGAAUGAAGCGCCUGUUCAAGCCGUUCAGCCAGGUGGAUGCGAGCAUGACGCGCAAGUACGGAGGCACAGGACUGGGCCUGGCGAUAUCACACCAGCUGGUGGGCAUGCUGGGAGGGCGCAUCUGGGCAGAGAGCGACGGGCAGGGGCGCGGGUCCACCUUCAGAGUGGGUGAGGCGAGCAGUGGGGAGGAGGCGGAUCGGGUGAUAGAGGAAGGUGUGCGGGUGCUGGGGGAAGGGUGUGGUGUCAUGAGUGGGGAGGAAGGGAGACGCGGUGGCAGUGGCACUGCAGCAGCACUGGGACCAGCAGCAGCACUCGCAGAGGAAGUAGCAUCAGCAGCAGCAGCAGCGACCACCGAAAUCACCAGAGCAUCACCGGAACAGCUCACGGUUAAUCCUGCACCAGCAGCAGCGUGUGAAGAAAUGCUCCUCCCAGCAGACCCGGAUGUCCUCCACAGCGCCACCAGCCCUGCCAAGGUCAUUCUCCUCGUACCCUAUGGCAGCAGGCAGGACUUCCGUCCAAUCCCAGACUGCCACGUGGCUGUUGUCACCUACCCCAUCCGCCAAACCGCCAUCAACCGCCUUGUCUGUGAGCUUCUCUCCCCGCCUCCUCUCGCUCCCUCUUCUCACCUCCCCUCACUCCCCACUCACUCCCCUCACGGACACUCCAGCAGAGGACUGGCUAGUGCAGUCAGUGUGAGCAGCAACGAAUGCUCACAUAGUAACUGUGGUAACCCGAUUCAGUGCAGUAACCACACGCACUGUGGUAACCCGAUUCAGUGCGGUAACCACACGCACUGUGGUAACCACGGCAGUGGAGAAGGCAGCUUGGGCUGCUGCCGCACAAGUCUCGGGGAUUCGCUGCCGAAUCUCCUGGCUCCUGGCUCUUCCAAGCGUGCGACUGGUUCGGAGGCGUGUGCCGAAGCUGUGUUGGCAGGCUGGGCUGCAACCAGAGCAGAGGCUGCUGCGGUAAUGAGUAGCAGAGGAGGAGAGUGCGCAGCAGAAGCCGGUGUGGGUGGAAAGGUACAAACUCGAAUAGCGAAAGGACCAGCGGCAGCGGCAGCAGAAGGAGCAGGAGCAGCAGGAGCAGUGCCAAGUGUGGCAGUGGCAGGAGCAACAGAAAGAGCAACACCUGCUGCUCCAGAAGAGCCAUCCCCGGUCGCUGCAGUGCCAACAAGUGUAGCAUCAGCCGGAGGCGGGAUGGCAGAAACCACAGCAGCAGGCGGGACAGCAGGAGGGGCGGCAGGAGGGGCUGCAGGAGGGGCGGCAGGAUCAUUUUGUGGGGGGCGAAGAGCGCGGGGACGGGCGGCAGCAAGGGCAUGUGUGGAUGCAGCAGGGUUCCAGUCAGGGCUGGCGCAGCAGCACCCUCUCAAGAUUCUCCUUGCCGAGGACAAUCUGGUGAAUCAGAAGGUGGCAACCAAGAUGCUGGGGCGCAUGGGUUACACAUGCCACGUGGCAGUCAACGGGGCGGAGGUGCUGCAGGCGCUGCAGAAAGACUCCUUUGACCUCGUCUUCAUGGACGUUCAGAUGCCAGUGAUGGAUGGAAUCGAGGCAACACAGCGCAUAACGCACAUGUGGCCGCCAAGCCAGAGGCCCAAGAUAUUUGCAAUGACAGCCAAUGUGCUCGAAACCGACCGCGCCAUGUGCAUGCAGGCGGGCAUGGAUGGCUUCAUUUCCAAGCCUGUCAGCGUGCACGAGCUGGUGCGAGCCGUCGAGUUCUCCAGCCUUGCUAAGAGGUGA